Molecule: messenger RNA, 879 nt
Organism: Ostertagia ostertagi
Lineage: Eukaryota; Metazoa; Nematoda; Chromadorea; Rhabditida; Trichostrongylidae
Source: the annotation of a GenBank genome assembly
AUGCCUCGUCUAAAACUUCACACUGUUGUUCUUGUCAUGUGUUUACGUCUAUGUAGCACAGUGAUAGCACAAAAUUUGACUAAUCAAAUCACCAACUUGGCCAACGAUUUCGCUUCAUUCAAAAAGGAAAUGACGGGCAACGUGAAAGACAUCAACAGUGGAAUAAAAUCCAUGGAAGACCGUCUCAAAACCAAUACGGAUCUUUCAAUGUUUUCUACGCUCAAUCAAAUUUUGGCAGCGAGAAAUGCUCAGACGUCCAAUUCAAAGCAGGGCUUUCCAAACAUGAGGUGGUUAGGUGCGUUUGGAGGUGAUAUGCCACGCCUCCAACAGAAACCACAAGAAAUCGUUGACUAUCCUGUGAUCAUCAUUCCCGAAUCAAGUUUUUACCAAAUAGGACAACCACUUCCGAGACCGUACCCCAUAUAUCCGCCGAGUGGAUAUGAUCAGCCGAUUUACCUCUUUUUUGGUGCUGACAUUUCUAAUGUUUGUAACGAAGCUGCGUUGAUUGCUGCCAGAGAUGCUUCAGAAGAGAUAAGCCAAAAGAAUUUCGAACAGGCCAUCGAGAGGGUUGUUUGCUGGUAUGGAAAAAGAAGAGUUUUGCAACCAGAAGAGAAACGAACAGUUGCAUAUCACGAGGCUGGCCAUGCUGUUGCGGGAUGGUUUUUGGAGCAUGCCGAUCCUUUACUCAAAGUUUCCAUCAUACCUCGAGGGAAGGGAUUGGGAUACGCGCAAUAUCUUCCUAAAGAGCAAUAUGUAUUCAAAGAACAACUUUUCUUGACAGCUGAGACUGGACAGGGAUUUGUCGGUCGGCGUCAUACCCCAAAUGCAUUUGUGCAGCAGCUAAACUUCGCUCGAAGCUAUCUACACUCCCAAUGUUGA